UAAAUGCCAUGUUUAUUGUACGGAUCCCCACUGACCAAACGUGUGCCGGUCUUGGCUGUUGGAUCUUCUUUAUCAAUUUGUGUGGAACUUUCUGCCAGUUGGUUGCAGUCGUAUGCAUUCGUGAGUGGUUUAAUUCGUUAUACACAAUAAAAAUUUCAUAAAAUGUCGAACGAGAUCAAAUGUCCUUAUUUUGAUAUGAGGAUUUGGCUGAGGAGUUGUGAAAAAGAGAUAUGUAAGCCUAUGGAAGGACGCAUCACAGGUGAUAUACCGACGUGGAUCUACGGAAGCCUUAUCCGUAAUGGCCCUGGCCUGAUGAAGAUAGGAGAUGACGAGUACAAACAUAUCUUCGAUGGAUCUGCACUAUUGCACCGGUUUGCUGUCUACAAUGGUACAGUUACGUACCAGUGCAAAUUUCUGUGUUCCAGAACUUUAGAGAAGAAUCGCGCAGCAAAUCGAAUAGUUGUUCCUGAAUUCGCGACGAAGUCAGUGCCCGACCCUUGCCGUACUAUAUUUGAUAGAUUCGCAUCAAUAUUCAAUCCGGGUGAACACAUGACUGAUAAUGCUGUUAUAUCUGUUUACCCGUUUGGAGAUGAAGUUUAUGCGUUGACAGAAGUUCCAAUUAUGUUCAGGAUCGAUCCAGUAACUUUAGACACAUUGGAGCGAAAAAAUUUAAUGGGAUCUGUCGUUAUGAGCCACACAGCGCACCCACACGUCAUGCCCAAUGGGGAUGUGUACAAUAUAGGCGCGCACUCUGUUAAAGGAAGAUUGAAACUACUUAUUGUAAGGUUUCCCUACAAGGAAAAAGGUGACAUGUUCAAAUCCGCUGAGGUUGUGGCCACAGUAACACCCAGAUGGUUUUUCCAUCCUACUUAUAUGCAUUCCUUUGGUAUAUCAGAAAAUUAUUUCAUUUUGAUUGAGCAGCCAAUGUCGCUAUCAAUAUCGAAGUACAUCAUGUGCCAAAUGAAAGAUGAAGGGGCAGCGUCUGCGCUUAACUGGUACCCGGAGUAUGAGACUCAUAUAGUCUUAGUCAAUCGUAAUAACGGAAGAGUCAAACGCUACAGAACAGAAACAGUUUUCUUCCUCCACACAAUCAACUGUUUUGAAGAGAACGGUAAUGUUGUUGUGGAUCUCUGCACCUACAACAACGCCAAAAUACUUGACGUGAUGUACGUUGAUGCUAUUAAGAAAAACUACAGCGAUAUAGACUACAUGAAGUGGUGUUCGACCCGACCGAAGCGGUAUGUGAUACCAACAGAAGAACCCGACAUGACCCUACUGACGCCGAUGUUGAUCGUCGACGUGCCCUGUGAGAUGCCGCGGAUAAACUAUGAAAUGUGCAAUGGUCGCCCAUACCGAUACUUUUAUGGUCUAAGAGCUGACGUGGAUAACAUUAAUUCUGGCGGGCUUCUGAAAGUUGACACAAUUACUGGUGAUAUAAAAACAUGGCGCGCCCCGAACAGCUAUCCAAGUGAGCCAGUAUUCGUCGCCAGACCUGGAGCUAUUGAAGAAGACGACGGUGUUAUACUGAGUGCCGUUCUCUGGGGUGAUAAAGAGAACACUGUGGAUCUUCUUGUGCUGGACGCGCGAACAUUCACUGAAAUAGGAAGAGCUACGUUUGAAACUCCGUCUCCUGCACCUAAAUGCUUUCACGGAUGGUUUCUUUCGAAUAAUCCCACUUUUACUAAAUAAAAAUCAGAUAUUUGGACAGCUGAUGAAUUUGAUAUAUUAUAUAUAAUUUGGUCAUAAUUUUAAUGAUAAUCUUUUUUGAGGACUAGGAGCUGUUCAGAUGGUCAUUUGGUAAGACCACAUUUUAUUUUGAACUUGUCUUGAACAUAUCUAUGGAGCUAUAGUUGUAUUAUACAUAGUAGAAAAAUGUACUUUUCUUCAAAUUUAUUCCGUUCGAAAACAUUUUGCUGAUAAUUUAAGCACUUUUGCGGAAACAAGAUAUGGCGCGCGGAGAAAGAAGAAACGGUAUAAGAAACUUUCCCAAAAUUCUUUUACUUCAUCUAGUCCUAGCCUGUCAGAAGGUAGUAUAGUUUUUAAUAAAUUUUCUUUAAAUUUACAAACAGAAUGGCCAAAGAUAAAUUAAGUUAGUAAUAAUAGACUUUACAAUUAAAAAAUCAGUGAAUUUUAUUAUCUUUAUUCUUUUAAUAAUAAUAUAUGUAAUAUUAUAUAAUAAUAUAAUGAUAUGAAUGUACAUAUCUUUAAAGAAACAAAGACAUGCAGAGCAACAAAAACAAAUUAAAUUGCAAAAAAAAAUGCAAAUUAGUUAUAUAUUAUGAUUUGAGGCAGUUAGUUAGUGAAGGUAACUAUGCAAUAACAAUAAUACAAUAACAAUAUUAACGGGUUUUUUGAGAUUCAUGUUAUAUAUUUAACAUUUUUAACCAAAAUCUUCAAGAUAAGCCCAGAAUUAAAAAAAAAACAUUGCGUGCGUACAAAGUACAUGUACAGAGUACAUGUCAGAAGUGAAACCUGCAUGGUGCAUGAACCUCUAAACUGCAUAUUAAUUCCUGGUACGUGUUGCUAGGAUGACACAUGAUUUCAACCGCUAUGAAAGACGUUCCUACCACUACUAAUAAAUAUAUAAUAAUAUGUUCUCCUGGUGUCUAUGUAGUAAUACGUCGUGCGCUUGGAGUCAGAAUAUAUUAAGGUAUACUCGCGCCAUACUUAAGACAAUCUCUUCUUUAACUAUGAUCGCCUGGUACCAAAACAUUGUAUUAUGCUUCCUAUCUCAUUAUCAUUAUCCAUAUUAAAUAUUAUGAAUUGAUGUGACUGCUCUUUUUACUGUCGCUUUUUCGCUUCAUCGACUUUCAAAUCACAGCGAUGAUAAAGAAGUUUUCACUUCAAUAGUAUGCAUAUUUCUGUCUCAUUCUUUGCCGGCUUCAUCCUACACAUUUUUGUAUUUGUGUCUCUUACCUGUCGUUUUUUCCGUUGCAUCCGGUUUGAAAUAACAACGAUUCUAAAGAAGUUUCACUUCAAAAAGUCUAUAAAACAAUAUUUGUUAAGAGUUUGUAAAUAUACAGUAAGUUUUCCGUACUAACAUCGAAACACCGAAACACGAACACGAAAAUAACAGAGUGAUAAAAAAUUAACAGUUCCAAAGUCCUGCCUAAAGUUAGAGACACAAUACUAAUUAAUGAAAGUGUACCAAUUUAGGAACCCUUACGACAGCGGGAGUGAGAAGUAUGCGGUUAGGAACAAGCGACUUAGGAAUAAAAAUUGCAAAUUUCCAAUUAAAAAAAGUUCAGAAUACUUAACUUUUUUUGUUUCUGAUAAAUGUGUUCAGUAAUGGUAAUCGAUAAACUAGUUAUUUUGGUUAUUUUAAUAUAAAAAUAUAAUAAUCUCUAUUUUAGCUUCCCUACUAGUCAAGUUUGAUACUUGAGGCAUCGUUUUAAAGCUUUUCUGUUUGUAUUAUAGUAUUUAUUAAUUGGCUAUAGUUGACAGUUACACCAUUAUGAUCACGUGGCAUAACGUUAAUACUAAGUAGUUCCCAUACAUUGCCUCAGUUGUCUAAAGUGCCAAAGAACAAAGAUUGGUAUAGAUCAGGGGUGCUCAAACGGUCGAUCGGGAUCGACAGGUCGGUCGCGUGUGCUUUUUGAGUCGAUCUCGAGAAAAAAAUCCGGUAUGAUAAACUAAAAUCGGUAAUUACGUACCAUCUUAUGAAAAGUAUGCUCAGGACAUGCUGCAUGCUUCACCGUCCAAAGUAACUCUUUAGUUAAGCUUAGAACUUUAGAACGCGUUUGUUUUGUAAGAACCAAUAAACUCGCAAUUUUGAAUAAUAAUUAUGAGUUUUUUCAUUGACAUUUAAGAGCAGACCUACACUUACCUUGACUAAAAAAAGUCAUAUUUUGCGCAAAACUAAUAUCUAUGUCAUCGUGACACUCUACCUAGAAUACAAUCCUUCAUCACACAUACUUGAAGACUCUCAGAGACGAUCGAUCGUAGUCUACAAAUUUUGAGGUAGAUCGCUAGCAGUUCAAGCUAGAGGACCCCUGGUAUAGAUAGUUAACAUAGCUACGAUAGCUGGGGUAUUUACGUCGUAUAUUGUUCUACGUGACGAGCCUAUGCUAGGUCUUCAUCGUCCGACUUCAUAUCGAUUCUUUCGAUUUGGUCAUCUUUGGUAGUGUAUAUGUUUUUUUUUCUUUCCUUUAGGGAAUAUAAUAAUAUUGUUAUUAUAAUGUUAACCCACUUGCAUUACCAUCUAGCCUUAACUUAUACUAAUAAGUAAUUCUACUUAAACUUAAUCUGCUAGAUAGAUUAAACUAAGAAUGUGUCCAUUAACACAUUUCUUAAUGUCUCUAUUAAGGGGAAGUCACUUUGUUCAUGUGUAUUUUAUAAUAUCACUAUUUUUCUAUUGUGUUACACUAAUUCACUUAUACUACACUUACUCAGAAGGUUUUGUUCGUUUUAGUCUUCUUAAUAUAUCAGUGUUGUCAAGCAGCUGGAUUUUCUAGAAAUUCUCGUGAUGGUGAAGUCUAUGUUGAUGACCAAAGCGUCUUUUUGGAUAACUUUGUCAACGAACUUAAUGUUAAGGUCCCGAUUUAGUUUUCUGUUUCGAAUAUACCAAUAUAUUUUUAUGACCACACUAAAUAGCUUGCAAAAGCCCCGGAUUCAUUGCGCACCAAGGUUAUUAUAAUAAUAAUCCACCUUGACGUAUCAAACACGAUGCGAAUAAAAGCCGUUCGUAUACUAAAAGGUUGGCUAUUUAAUUUUUUUAAAGAUUGUGAAAUUUUCAUAAAAAUAUACCCAAAUUUAUGCCUCAUCAUAGUUAUUUCCCGCGUUAAAUAUGUCUAUGGGUUUAAAAACAAAUUGGAAUGUUCCACAAAAAAAAAAAAAAAUUUUUUUAAUGAAAUAAUCUUGUUAAAUAUGUGUUUUUUUACAAAACAUUCGGUGUAGCCGAUUAAAUGUUAUCUUGGAUUUAAAUCAUAUAUCUGCCUUUGAAGCCUGUGUGAUAACGACGUUAUACAUAUCACAGAUAUUUCAUUUUAUUUUUAAGUUCUAUGUUACAGUUUUAUUUUAAUUUUUCCACUAAUCAUUCAAUAAAAUUAUCUCUUUUUAUUAUAAUUUUAUUAGCGGGAGAUCUGUUUUUACUCGUACACAUACUUGUUAAUUAUAAGAAUAUAUUAUUAUUUGGAAAUAAAACCAUGGUGUCUAUUACCAAUGAUAAUAAUAAUUAUUGGUAAGUAAUAAGUAUAAAGUAAUUGUGAAAUAUAAUGUUUAAGCAUAUAAUAGAACAAUAAAUUAUGAAAACAUA
This is a messenger RNA of Leptidea sinapis, 5254 nucleotides long. Its product is annotated as carotenoid isomerooxygenase-like. The transcript is spliced from 13 exons. Bases 163 to 1689 code for a protein of 508 amino acids. The record is from RefSeq and is a predicted model, not a curated record. Gene Ontology annotation, molecular function: carotenoid dioxygenase activity; beta-carotene 15,15'-dioxygenase activity. Gene Ontology annotation, biological process: carotene catabolic process; retinal metabolic process. NCBI's taxonomy places the organism in Eukaryota, Metazoa, Arthropoda, Insecta, Lepidoptera, Pieridae.